AUGUCUUCACUCUCGUCUUUUAACAAAGUUUUCUUUUUUCACUUUCACGUUUGUCUCUUCUUUCUUUCUUUCUUUCUUUCUUUCUUUCUUUCUUUCUUUCUGACCAUAUUUUCUCUUUUCUAUUUCGUGUUUCUUUCUUUCUUUCUUUCUUUCUUUCUUUCUGACCAUAUUUUCUCUUUUCUAUUUCGUGUUUCUUUCUUUCUUUCUUUCUUUCUGACCAUAUUUUCUCUUUUCUAUUUCGUCUUUUUUUUCUAUUUCACGUUUCUUUCUUUCUUUCUUUCUUUCUUUCUUUCUUUCUUUUUCACGUAUGUCCUUUUUUCUUUCUUUCUCUCUUUCUUUCUAACCAAGUUUUCCACUUUUCUCUUUCCCCUUUGUCCUCUCUUUCUUUAUUUUCAUAUCUAUCUAUCUAUCUAUCUAUCUAUCUAUCUAUCUAUCUAUCUAUCUAUGCUUUCUUCCUCUUUUUCUUUCUUUCUACUUCUUUUAUUAUUUCCUAUCUGUCUCCCCCUCUCUCUAUGUAUCUGUUUCCUUCUUUCUCUUUAUAUUUUCCCCCCCACAUGCACUCCCUCAUUCAUAUUACACCCGCUCUCUCUCUCUCUCUCUCUACAUCACGCUCUCUCCCUUUCUGCGUGUAUAUGUGUGUAA
Acanthosepion pharaonis is the source of this 642-nucleotide messenger RNA. Lineage: Eukaryota; Metazoa; Mollusca; Cephalopoda; Sepiida; Sepiidae. The record is from the annotation of a GenBank genome assembly.